Molecule: messenger RNA, 1704 nt
Organism: Sorghum bicolor (sorghum)
Lineage: Eukaryota; Viridiplantae; Streptophyta; Magnoliopsida; Poales; Poaceae
Product: probable protein phosphatase 2C 29
Exons: 2
Coding region: 241-1419 (392 amino acids)
Biological process (GO): protein dephosphorylation
Molecular function (GO): protein serine/threonine phosphatase activity; cation binding
Source: RefSeq, a predicted model, not a curated record
CGCGGUCCACCGGUGAACACGCGCCGAAUCGAUCGGCCCCUGCCGCCUGCCUAUACACGACCAUCACACACCAAGCUGCAAGCACUUGUUCCACUCGCACACCACACCCCGGCAAAGCGACCGAGAGCAGCCUCUGCAACUCUCUCUCUCUAUCGAUCGCCGGGCCACGCAGCAGGCAGCAGCGACGCGCGCACACAAGUGAAGGGGAAGUGGUUGGGGGGGGGGUUUCUCGUCCUGGCUAUGAGAGGUUUAAGGCGGUGGCUGCCGUUCUGCGGCGGCGGCUGCUGCUGCUGCGGUGAAGGAGGCGCCGGCAGGGGAGGGGGCGUGGCGGACGGACUGGUGUGGGAUGUGGCCCUCAAGGCGCACGCGUCCGGUGACUACUCCAUCGCCGUGGCGCAGGCGAACGAGUCGCUCGAGGACCAGGCGCAGGUGCUGGCGGCCCCGGCCGCCACGCUCGUCGGCGUCUUCGACGGGCACGGCGGGCCCGAGGCCGCGCGGUUCGUCAACAGGCGCAUCUUCUCCCAUAUCCAAGGCUUUGCGGCUGAGAACGGGGGCCUGUCGGCGGAGGUGCUCCAGAAGGCGUUCGGCGCGACGGAGGAGGAGUUCAUAGGCCUGGUGCAGAAGUCGUGGCCGUCGCAGCCGAGGAUCGUCUCCGUGGGCUCCUGCUGCCUGGUGGGCGCCAUCGAGGGCGGGACGCUGUACGUGGCCAACCUCGGCGACUCGCGCGCCGUGCUGGGCCGCCGCGGCGGCGGCGGCAAAGGGAAUAGGCGUGUGGUGGCGGAGCGCCUGUCGCAGGACCACAACGUCGCCGACGAGGACGUGCGGCGGGAGGUGGCCGAGAUGCACCCGGACGAGCCGCACAUCGUGCUCAACAGCCACGGCGUGUGGCGGAUCAAGGGGAUCAUCCAGGUGUCGCGGUCCAUCGGCGACGUGUACCUCAAGAAGCCCGACAUCUGCAGGAACAACCCGGCGCUGCAGCAGUCCCUCUGCCCGUUCCCGCUGCGCCGCCCCGUGAUGAGCGCCGUGCCGUCCAUCACCACGCGGGAGCUGCGCCCGGGGGACCGGUUCCUCAUCUUCGCGUCGGACGGGCUGUGGGAGCAGCUCAGCGACGAGGCCGCGGUGGGCGUCGUGGCGAGCAGCCCGAGGAAAGGCGUGGCCAUGCGCCUGGUGCGUGCCGCGCAGCUGGAGGCGGCGCGGAAGAAGGAGGUCAAGUACGACAAGAUCCGGACCAUCGAGAAGGGCCAGCGCCGGCACUUCCACGACGACAUCACCGUCGUCGUGCUCUUCCUCGACAAGUGCAGGGGCGCCGCCAGGUCCGGCCCCGAGGACAUCGACGGCACCUAUGCGCCGCUGGACGUGUUCUCCUACAGCCCCGCCGGCGAUCACGAGGACCCGACCAAGCCCGUCCUGCGUCGUUGAGACGGAUCGAUCCGUGUUCCGCUCCGCGUGUUCUUCCAUUGCUUUGCUUCGCUCUCUAAACGAGAGAGGUGUACAUAGGAACCAUGCUUGAGUUGUUUCGUUUGGAAUGCAGGAAUCUUUGCCGAUUCUUGCAUGAAUUGAGUUGUUUCCCGUUCAAGGACAAUUCGCUUGUAAAGAAAUUAAUACAGUGUCAGGUCAUGUGUCAUUAGAUUGUAAAUCUUCAUCAAUCUCUUCUCACUCUCUUUUUUUAAAAAAAAAAUCUAUUGCAUCCAACAGUUCUAGCUA